Molecule: messenger RNA, 609 nt
Organism: Temnothorax curvispinosus
Lineage: Eukaryota; Metazoa; Arthropoda; Insecta; Hymenoptera; Formicidae
Product: endocuticle structural glycoprotein SgAbd-8-like
Exons: 2
Coding region: 104-502 (132 amino acids)
Cellular component (GO): chitin-based extracellular matrix
Molecular function (GO): structural constituent of chitin-based larval cuticle
Source: RefSeq, a predicted model, not a curated record
GCCGAUAGCACAGGGCACUGCUAUCUAUAAAAGGAGGACGCGGUGGAUAAACGCUCGUCAGUAGUACCGUGCACGCAAUAUCUGGAAAACGAAGCAGUUGAGGAUGAAUCCGCAUUUAAUUAUCCUGCUGAGCCUGGCGGCAGUAAUAUCGGCGGCAAAUGAGCCGAUAGCCAUCGUCAGGCAGGAGCAGGACAUCAGCCCGGACGGUAGCUACUUCCUGAGAUGGGAGAGCGCCAACGGGAUUACUUUCGAGGAGCAGGGUGUCCAGAAGAAUUCUGGCCAGAAGGACAAGGAGGCUGAGGAGGUACGCGGCUCGGCGUCGUGGACCGCGCCCGACGGGCAGAAAAUUAAUCUCGGCUGGCUGGCAGAUGAGAAUGGCGCCGUUUUCCAAGGGGCGCAUCUGCCGACCCCGCCGCCCCCGCCGGAAAUUCCGCCCGCGAUUCAGCGUGCCCUCGACUGGAUAGCCGCUCACCCUUCCCAGGAGGAUAGAAACAAAGUGUAACUGAUGCACCUCUUGCUACAGACACGUUGAAAGAUCAUGUACUGCGUAUGCUUAGCUUGACAUCGAAUGUAAAAAGACAAGUUCGUAUAAAAAUUUCGUAUACCGAA